GCUUGUGAUAAUUCUUUACCUGCAAUUUGAUUUUAAAGAAAUUUAUUCGCUUAAGGAGAGUUUCUCUUUUUUUCGUUUUUAAAAAUAAAAUAUUUUUAGUGAUUUCAGGUUUCUGAGUGAAUCGCACGAAUAAUUAGUUCACAGCAAACUCAAUUGUGAAAUUUUAUACGUAACCGCCAACUGUAAUAUAUAAAUAUUUUAAAAGGAAAGAUGGCGGAUGAAACUGAUGAUUUAGAAUAUUCAGACACAAAUGUUGGAUCAGCUCAAACACAGGGAGUGCGUAAAAAUAUUUCAUUGAAACUGAAAGGUAAAGGACGGGGAAGAGGUCGUCGAGGAGGAAAAGCAAAGCGAACUUCAACAAAAAAAGCUAAUGAUGACAAUGAAGAAAACACUGAUCCUCCCGGCGAGAAGACGUCUCCUGAUAAAACAUUUACAGAUACAAACCUUGAUGAAGUUAUUUCUAAGCUUGAUAAAACCCCAGCCUUCAGUCCCAUGGAUCGUUCAUUUCCUGAACCUUUGCACCAAAACCAAAAAUUAAGAUGGGAUCACAAAGUAAAUCUGAUUGGGGAAAAAGUAAUAGACCCCCUAAUUCAUUGCUGUGAAAAAUGUUCAUUGCCUAUUCUAAAUUAUGGCCGGAUGAUUCCUUGCAAACAUGUUUUAUGCUUUGAUUGUGCUAAAAAACUGGAAAAGGUUUGUCCAAAGUGUGAUAUGAAUGUUCAAAGAAUUGAACAGAGUAUUUUAGGUACUGUUUUCAUGUGUACAUAUGGAGGUUCUCGGCAUGUACCUGGUGCUUGUGGGAGAACUUACCUCAGUCAAAGAGAUCUGCAAGCUCAUGUUAAUCAUCGACAUUUAAAAACAACUUCAUCCUCCUCCACUACACAUCCUCCGCCUGUUUCUACUGUUGGCGCUAGUCAUGUUCCUUUGACUAGGGAUCCACGUGAUCCAAGAGCUCAUUUACAAGUUGAUGUUUCACACCAGUCAGUUAUUGUUGGUGGUCACAUUCAACAUCCUCAAGAACACAGGGAUCCUGUGGACCACACAAGAAAUACUAAUAUUCCUUUGGGAAGCCCAGUUGGACAGUCUCGUCAAUACCCUCAUUCUCCUGCUAAUUAUGCCAGUACUAUACCUGUCAGUAGUGCAAGACCUAAUUUGAUAACGGUUCCCAUUCAAGAUGAUGGAGCAAAUCAUGUGCCGCCUGUAGCUUCACACCUUCAUCCGCAACCACAUGCACCCCAAUAUUCUGCUGGUGUCACACCGACUCAUCCUUUACCUCCACUACAACACCCGCCAGCAACUUAUCCACCACAUGCUUAUCAGCAUCCUCAUCCAGGUACUGCUCCUACGUAUUCCCAAGCACCACCCAUUACUACCCAGGCUUUUAGCCAACCUCCUCCCCCAGUUCAUCACCAACCUCCAAUUAACCAUCCACAUGCUCCACCAGGUGGUCCAAUAUACUCAACACCUCCUCCUGUUGUGCAUCAUCCACCUCCUGCUACUUAUACUCCUCCUCGUGGUCCUACUCAUGUACCUCAUCCCGUGCCUCCUCCCCAGCGUUUUCCACCAUCAUCUGGUGGAUAUGAAGAAACUCCUUCAUAUAUGCAGCAGUGGCCUCCAAGUGGUGUACCUCCACCACCAACCCGAACUGCUCUUCCUCCGAGACCUAUAGCUGCACCUCCUCCAGCUCAAAAUCCUAGUGUUGGACACAUGCCUCCUAGAGGACCUUCAGAACCGCCUUAUAGGCCAUCUUAUUAUCAGUGAAUGAGAUGCGUUUUUGAAACAGUAUGUAAUAUUAACUGUUAGUUAUAAAUUGUUGAAACUUAUAAGUUUUAUAUAUUUCUCUCAUCUAUAAAUUGUCUAAGUGAGCUAACCAUUUUAUAUUAUUACACCUGCAAGCCUGCAGUUUCUUGUAAAUUUGUACAUUAAAAAAGUAUUUGAAAAUA
Parasteatoda tepidariorum (common house spider) is the source of this 1940-nucleotide messenger RNA. RefSeq names its product E3 ubiquitin-protein ligase Hakai (gene Hakai). Gene Ontology annotation, biological process: regulation of cell adhesion; protein ubiquitination. The record is from RefSeq and is a predicted model, not a curated record. NCBI's taxonomy places the organism in Eukaryota, Metazoa, Arthropoda, Arachnida, Araneae, Theridiidae. Gene Ontology annotation, molecular function: ubiquitin protein ligase activity.